Prorocentrum cordatum is the source of this 826-nucleotide messenger RNA. NCBI's taxonomy places the organism in Eukaryota, Dinophyceae, Prorocentrales, Prorocentraceae. The record is from the annotation of a GenBank genome assembly.
CAAGCCAUUUUGUCUCAAGCCCGCUUUGGUUCGGCCCCCGUCGCGAUCUCGGCCCCGCUUCGCUUGCUGCAAGCGCCGCGGCGUGCCGCCUCGGUGGUAUGGUCCUUCCGCGCAGAGCAGGCGCCUUUCCUGCGUGCCUCCUGCUCGCCGGUCUGCUUGCCGCUACGGCUGCUGCGAGCCCAGGGGCGCCGACUACUUGUUCCGCCGAUGGAGGAGGUGGUUGCGAGACGGAAGAGACCGCCUUGCUGAAUGUGCAGAAGCGCUCGAGGUGCAGCAACCCCUUCGUCGUCCAGCCGGGAGACAGUUGUUCUGGCCUCUGGACUGCAUGCUCAUACGGGUACAUCACGUGCGAUGCCUCAGGCCAUCACGGUCCGUUCUGUUGCGAGGGCUGUUCCACGGCUUUGCAGGCGGGGUGGACGUGCAAGAACGGCUGAAGGCGACAAGCAGUGAGCAGCGGCGCGCCCGAGGUUUAGGCUGCCUCUUCCCCACCUCCAGUUCACGUCCACUCAAUUUCCUCUUCGCCCCCCCCCCCCCCUCUCCUCCAGGAGACGGAGCGCGAUUUCAAUACUGGGCGCGCCUUGUUUCAAGAACGCGGAAUCUUACGCAGGGAGCGCUGUUUCAAGGAGGUAUGGGAGCUCCCCGCUCGCCUAGGUGGGACGGGAGCUCCAUGCGACUAGUAUCUUGCCUCGCUGCGAUUGGCUCCUGCGGCGCGAAAGAAACAACUCAGUGGACGCCCUAGGGUCUCAGGGUUGUGCUUCUCGUGGGAGGUUUCGUGUGGUCGAGCUCCUACUGCACCCCACCUUUACGCCCCCAGACGCAGGCCCAG